Aspergillus alliaceus is the source of this 959-nucleotide messenger RNA. RefSeq lists its product as uncharacterized. The coding region runs from base 345 to 926 and encodes 193 amino acids. NCBI's taxonomy places the organism in Eukaryota, Fungi, Ascomycota, Eurotiomycetes, Eurotiales, Aspergillaceae. The record is from RefSeq and is a predicted model, not a curated record. The transcript has a single exon.
AGAUGCCGUUUGUGCUGAGGGUGUCUGCUGCGAAAACAUGCGCGGGUAGAAAGCCCAAGGCGAUUAGGGUAAUUUGUGAACGAGAAAUCCGCAUCUCGGCAACAAUUUAUCAACACUGCAAAAAAAAAAGCCCCAAGCGCCAGCGUCAAACGUGCUUUCCAAUAUUCGUUAUAACAAACUUGCUAAACUGGUCCCCAAGAUUGUGACUGGAUAGGUAGUUGAAACAAGGUUUAUGGUAUUUAGACGAAUGCAAAUUGCGAGUGAUGCAACUGAUAGCAACUGGACCAGCCGAGGAUAUCAGAAAUAUGACAGGAUCAACCUGUAUAGAAUAGAAGAGAUCGUGUAUGGUAAAGGGCUCAGUAAACUUGGUCACGGUGGAAAACAAUAAGCAUCGAAAAACACUGAAAUUUGGGAGGGCGAAGAGAUUUGAGGGAGCUAUAAAGAGAGAGGCAUGCACAAAAAAAAGCCAAGACUACUCAGUCCUUUCGCUCACUCCGUCUCUUGUAGCCCUCGCCUUUUUCGGUCUCAAGGGAUACGAUAGAGAAAUGGAAGAACUGUAUGGACUGAGAAGAGGAAAGGAAGAGAUUGGGGAUUGGUUCUUGAAAGAAACAGUAGCAGCUCAGGAACGGAUGGAGAUGGAUCCAAAAAGGAGACAAAAGGGAACGUGUGAAGGGGAGACGAGGCAAAAGCAAACGGGAAAACGUAAGAGGCAGCGCAAAGUCAGGACACGACUUGCAUGGCAAACGAGUGAUGUGAUGAGAGAGAAGCAGAAGGAGAGGAGAAUACGCAAAUCAAUCAGUCGAUCAGGCAGGGAAGAGAAACCAUCUUCCUCAGGGUGUCUGGCUGGACCGGUACGAUGGAUACGCACAAGUACUAGGUAUCUUCUUCCCGAAAGUGUGGUACCAGAAUUUACUAGUGAGAAAUAAUACCCGUUCCCUUGCCGAGGAUGCCUAAUAAUA